AUGCCAUUCGCAUAUCUUCGCAAGCACCGCGCUGAGCAGGAGCGUCAACGAGCACGUCCAGGUGUGCCACGGCAGCCUCGAGAUGCGUCCUCGGGAAGGGCUGUCAAGAUCGGACUCAUGGCCAUUGUCUUCGCGCCGAUCCUGCUGCAACUGCCGUGGCUGCACAGCGCGUUCGGUCCGGGCUCGCGGAUGCCUGCACUGUGGGUGCGAAGUGAUCCACCGUCGACUGGCAGCGAAGGAAGCACGGAUUGCUGGAACGUAGCAGGCGGCGAGCAGUUCCGAUUCUGCGAAGACAUGCAUGCAAUCCCGGGUACGUCGACAGUGCUGAUCAGCUGCGACGCACACCGCGCUGGGUGGAACACCGUCAUGGGCCCGCUCGCUGAUGCACAACCCAGAGGCGGACUGUUCAGCUACUCCUAUCCGACCUCGCCCUCGCCCCCAGCCGCAGCAGAGAGGGGAGAAGCCAAGCCAGUGGCACUGGUCAACUUCCCGCAGAACAGCACGUUUCACCCGCUCGGCGUGUCGCUUCUGCCCCACGCACAAGAAGGCAAGAGCGGCGGGCUGCUUUUCGUGGUCAACCACAGACGCGAGCGCUCGAGCGUCGAGCUGUUCCAACUGUCAUUAGGCGAGGAUGGAUGGGAGGCGAUUUGGCAGCGAAGCAUCGUUCACCCAGUAGCGACGCAUACGCCGAACUCGAUCCAUGCGUUGACGGCAUCUUCGUUCGUGGUGACUAACGAUCACUUUUUCGCGCGGAGGCCGGGGCCGCUGGAUACGCACCUCGUCCCUCUGCUUGAGCAGGUGUUCUUUGACAGUGCGAUAGCAGGUGGACAGGCAGGGUGGAGGAAGUGGCUGGUCGUUCAAGCCGCGACGUUGUUGAGUAAGAGAGCGGUAGCCGCGAGACUGGCGCAACUGGAAACGGUGCUGGGUCUGUCGUUGGGCUGGGUGAGCUAUGUGCAGUUCGAACCGGACUCGAAGAAGGGGGAGGAGGAUGGCGUGGAAGUGCGCAGGAUCGCGACAGGGAUCCCAUUCGCGAACGGAGUCGCUGUCACCCCAGACGAGCGUACGAUGAUCGUCGCCGCCACAACGUACCCCGGUAUCUGGAUGUACGACCUGCCGACCUCCCACCCGCUCCAAUGGCACCUGCGCCCGACGACAAAGCUCCACCUUCCCUUCCGCGUCGACAACCUCGCCUGGUCCCACCCCACCGUGCACUCGCCUUGGACCUCCACGUCAAAGUUCAACAACCUCACGCUGCUCGCCACGGGCCACCCGGCGCCCUUCCGCCUGAUCGCCAUGUCUCAAUCGCCGCUCUCGCGCACAAGCCCGAGCUGGUCCGUCGCCAUCGCGCCACACGCCCCCAGCACCGUCGCACAGGUGUGGGAGGAUAGCGACGCGCCCCUGCCCGCCCACCACUUCACCCUCUCGCACAACCCGCUCUGGUCCAUCCGCACCCUGCUCCAGAGCACCGGCGAAGCGGCCCGCGUGGGGAAACACGGUGAAAAGGUCAAACUGCCUUCCAGCGCCAGCUCGUUCUUCCACUCGUAUGGACACGCGACCAAGGGCACGCUGCUCGUCUCCGGCCUCUACGGCCCUGUUCUAGCGUGUACGAACGUCUCCACUUGA
Molecule: messenger RNA, 1623 nt
Organism: Sporisorium graminicola
Lineage: Eukaryota; Fungi; Basidiomycota; Ustilaginomycetes; Ustilaginales; Ustilaginaceae
Exons: 1
Coding region: 1-1623 (540 amino acids)
Source: RefSeq, a predicted model, not a curated record